AGCAAUUAUAAAUUGAUCUAUUAUCAGACUAUUAAGUAACUUACGUUAAUUACAAUUUACAGUUUACACUGCGUUAAUUAAUUCAUAAAUGUACUGUACCUGGCGGGCAGUGUACCAUGUCGGCUAACAACGGGCAACACGACUGCGUGGAUAAUACUUAUUUGCCGUUUAACAAGGCCUUUGCAUAAUCCCAGUGUCAGGCUGUCAGCAAAACUCCAUGUAAAUUUUGUUGCCAAAAAGCGACUUGCACUGAUUAGUGGUGCUAUUUACUGCUUUUCAGUUUUACUUAAUUGAUUUGCGCAAGGCUGCUUCCGCAACGAUUCGCUGCACUCUAAAUGCUUACAGUAUUGUCAGAAGUUGUAAUUCUGCGCGAUUAUUGUGUGCAUUGUCAAAGUUGUCAUUGUGAGCGUUGUGUCAAUUACUUUGAUUGCAGCAACAUUUGCGUGUUGCCAAUUAAUUUUCCAGUGAAAACGCAGCAUUAUGCAUUCAUUUCAAAUCCUUCUUGCAUGCGUAAUUCUUCUGGGGUCUGCACCGAACAGCUUUGGGAUAGGCAGAGAUUGGCAUUUCCAAAAGGCAAUGACAUUUUCGCCGCUGCCCGAUUUCAGCACGGAACUGAUAACGCGCGAUCAAUGUGAGUUGCAGUUCACCGCCCACUGCGGAGUGCGCUUUAACAUUGGCAACUCCUUCGCGUGCGCCCAGAAACAGGGACUGGCCAUCAACUGCAGCAGUGAAGCCUCAAACGAGGAAGUACAGCAACUGGCGCUAGCGUUGUCCAAGCCGCCACUCAAGGCGGUCUUCGUCAGUCUGAAUGAUGGACCCCAAGUUGCCUUUGAGAACUUGGCGCCAGUGCGCGAACAGGCGGUGGUCUUCCAGCUGCACAACUGCCGUUCUCCGCGCGCCACCAAGAACCUGGCCCAACUGCGGCUGCCGCAUUUGCUGGAAUUCAGCGUGCAUCACUGCCGCGCCUUGGACGUCAGACGAGCCGACUUUUGGCAGUCCGCCAAACUCCGACUCAUCCAGUUCGCUAACUCCACGAUAGAAUCCCUCGAAGUUGGCACCUUCGCGGAUUUACCGGGAUUGCGUCUGCUGUCGUUGGAGCGCGGAAUCUUAGAAAUGGAAAUUUUUCAAGCAGAUAUUUGGACCUAUUUAGUGAGACUGCACUGCGGCUGCGAGUUCAAGCACUUCCGGCGCUGGUUUAGUAUCAGCGGACUAAAGCAAUACGCGGACGAGGGGGAAAUAUACCGCAUCGAGUACGACUCUUGGCGCAACGAGAACCUGGGAUUUAACGAUGUCUUUCUGCCCAUCGACUGUGCCGAAGCACCAUUUCCCAACAGAGACGUUGUUCUUCAUACUAAUCUGUAUUCGUUUUCGGUUAACGAAGACCUUUACAAGGAAGAAUUCCCGGAGCGUUGUGAAAACAACACAAAAACCAGCGACGAGUUUCCUACGUUUUCAAGCGAGCCGAUGACUCAGAAUGAAUGCACCGCACUGCGUGAGCUAACUCAUUGCAGUUGGCUGCGGCGGAAUUACCAGUCCUGCGAGGAGCAUUGGCCUAGAGGACAUAUUCGGUCAAAUACUAGUUGCACUACUUACGAAGAUCAGGUGCGGGAGAUACGUCAGCUGGCCAAAGCCAUGGCGCUGCAGCCGCCACGACCGGCAGGAUGGACCAUUAAAGGUGACCUUCCCAUCACACCCGCCGACUUAGCACCCCUUCGGCGGACCAUCGUGAGGUUCGACCUCGUUCGAUGCACGAGCAGUCGCUCGACGACCAUAGCCAGGGAUUUCCAAUUGACCAGUCUGCUGGACUUUGGAAUUUCAAAAUGCAACGACCUGAACGUGCAGCGCGACGACUUUCAACGCCUUUAUUACUUGCGUAUGCUAGUGUUUUCCAACACCACGAUCCGCAGUCUACAGUUGGAUGCGUUCGGUUAUUUGCCCGCAUUGCGGUUGUUGAGUCUGGAACACGGACUGUAUUACACGAAUUUGUAACCGACACGGGAUUUUUGACCGCGAAUUCGCGAUUACUUGUGGCGAUUGCAUUGUGGCUGCGAUUUUGCCUGGUUCCGACAAUGGUGGACUAACAACACGCUGCUCUUGCACGAUGGCAACCACGAUGAUGGCGAACUGUUCGCCAUAAAGGACUACGAAAGCAGCUUUCCAUUUACUUGGGAACGUAUUUUUCUGCCUAUCGACUGUUCGAAGCCGAUUCCGCAGGGUGCAGAAGGCAUCAACCGUACCGGAACCGCAUUCUCUCGCCAUGUAAAGUCUUGCAUUGCAUAAUAGUGAGUGCGACAGCGUGGUGUUUGAAAUUUAGAACUUCGCUGCUUGUUAAU
Messenger RNA from Paramacrobiotus metropolitanus, 2333 nucleotides. RefSeq lists its product as uncharacterized. The record is from RefSeq and is a predicted model, not a curated record. The transcript is spliced from 4 exons. The coding region runs from base 481 to 1989 and encodes 502 amino acids. Lineage: Eukaryota; Metazoa; Tardigrada; Eutardigrada; Parachela; Macrobiotidae.